GUUUCAAUUUGAGCAAAUGUAAUGUAGAUUUGGCAUGUGUCAAUCAAACUUAUCCAGCAAUAUCAUGUGAUCAUGGAUAUCAAUAUGACAGGACUAUCUUCACAGAAACGGUCAUAACAGAGUUUGACCUGGUAUGUGACCAAAACUACCUAAAUGCUUUAUCAACAUCUUUAUUCUACGUUGGAAUGCUGGUUGGGUCAAUUGUAUUUGGUAACAGUGCUGACCGUUUUGGGCGUAAGCCAGUGAUGAUAACUUCAUUUGUCUUCGUCCUGGGAUGUAUGUUAGGCGUGUCGUUAAGUACUUCAGUUGAAAUGUACAUGUUAUUCAGAACAUCAACUGCAAUAUUUCUGUCUGGCUCCAAUGUUGGGAGCUUUGUUUAUGCUAUGGAAAUCUUACCACAAAAGUGGAUUGGGAUAUUUGGUGUGAUUUACCAAGGGAUUUGUACCAUUGGGUAUAUGGUUUUAUCUGCAAUAGCUUAUGAAUGGAGAGACUGGCGAGAAAUCAUGCUUGCUUCAACUGCCGUUUCAUCCCCCUUUAUGUUAUUUGCUUUGAUCAUUCCAGAGUCACCAAGAUGGCAAUUCACCAAUGGAAUUGACAAGGAGGCCAUUAAGACAACAAAGAAUAUGGCAAAGUGGAAUGGGGUGGUUUUGACUCAAGAGGACUGGGAUAGAGCUACAAAAAAUGCAGACAAGAAUAUAACUAUUCCAAAAAAAUAUUCUUCUCUGGAUUUGUUCAAAACACCUGGUAUUAGAUUAGUAGCAACAAAGGCAAUGUUUGUAUGGUUCUCAACUACUGCGCUAUUUUAUGGUUUAGUAUUGAAUACUGGGGCUUUAGCUGGAGAUGUUUUUGUGAACAACGUUUUAGGUGGGGUUGCAGGAAUGUCUUCCAUGAUCCUUUGCAUGUUAUUGAUGAAUAGGAUUGGAAGGAGGAAGUUGAUUUGUAGUUUGCUAAUCAUCGGAAGUUCGUGCUUGCUUUUAAGCGUUGUUAUCAACCAAUACAAAAAGGCAAAUAGUGGUCUUGAAACUUUGAGCCUAGCUUUUGCUUUUGCUGGAAGGUUUGGAAUAACAGGUGCUACUGAAGUGAUGUAUCCGUUUAUUGCUGAAGUCUUUCCAACUGUUAUAAGGGGAAAUGGUGUUGGAAUUGCUUCAAGUUGUUCUCGCAUUGGAGGAAUUCUUGCACCUUUUGUGAUAUCUUUGCAACAUUACCUGACAUGGCUGCCUGAUGUUGUAUUUGCUGGAUUAGCAUUAAUGGCGGGAUUAGUCUCACUUACUCUUCCUGAAACCAAUGGAUGUGGAUUGAUGGAAACCAUAGAAGAAGCUGAAAUAUUUUAUAAAAACAGGAGGUUUAAAGAUUCCAGUAGUGAUGGCAUGGUAGCCGAUGUAGAAACUUUGGAUAAUGAAGUUCGGAACGAUCUCAUUGAAUCAGCAGACACAUCCGUUCUAUAAAGUUGACAAUGUGUUUUGCAAUUACUGUUUUAAACACUAGUGGCUCUCUAAAUCACUUUCAGUUACUACUCCUGUUUUAGUAUUGUAGUCAAACUAUUCAUAUUCAUACAGGAGUCUUUGAAAUUUGUACUAUUAUUAUACCUUCAUUAAGAAAACACUUUGAAGUGGUGUAU
Molecule: messenger RNA, 1618 nt
Organism: Ciona intestinalis (vase tunicate)
Lineage: Eukaryota; Metazoa; Chordata; Ascidiacea; Phlebobranchia; Cionidae
Source: RefSeq, a predicted model, not a curated record